Molecule: messenger RNA, 1056 nt
Organism: Anopheles moucheti
Lineage: Eukaryota; Metazoa; Arthropoda; Insecta; Diptera; Culicidae
Exons: 2
Coding region: 1-1056 (351 amino acids)
Biological process (GO): protein phosphorylation
Cellular component (GO): cytoplasm
Molecular function (GO): ATP binding; protein serine/threonine kinase activity
Source: RefSeq, a predicted model, not a curated record
AUGAGCUAUUAUUUCAACCCGGUCAAUUGUCAAGCUCGCCUGAAGAAGGUUACGCGCCGUUCAACGCUGCUCCAGCAUUUGGGACGCAGUUCAGCCUUUUUCGAGCUGCGCUUCAUCGAACGCGAUGAGGACACCAAAAAUGGGGUUUCACCGUGGUUUGUUCAGAAUAUGAACUCACGCUGCAAUUUCUUUGCACGCGAAGAACCUUUAGAUGCGGAGGAAGCGUGUGAAAUGCGGCAGCUCAUCCAUCCCCUAUUGCCGUUGUUUAACGAAACAAUCGAAAAUUCGGAACCGAAGUGCCGCGCCGGCUCGUUGGCCACAUUCUUAUCGGUGCGAUAUUUGAUCAAAAGCGGUCCGCUGGACGCUGCCAACAUCAAAACGGUGGCUUUCGAUGUGCUGAAUGGAUUGAAAUAUCUGCAUUACAACUUGGGCUGCAUCCAUGGCCAACUGAGCUCGUUUCAUGUACUCGUGGAUGAGUCCUGCGCAUUCGCAAAGUUAGCCGAUGGGGAAGCGGGUGGCAAACAUUGUAUGGCGAAUGGCAAAGCGAUUGACCCGAACAAGUUUACAGUCGGGCUGUGGUCGGCACCGGAAUUGCUGAAUAAUUCCCAAACCAUCACCGCGAAGGUGGAUGUGUUUUCCUUUGGGCUCUUAAUAUAUGAGAUGAUGUCUUCUAUGCCGCCACACCUGUUCCCUGGCAUAAAGACCAGGACGCUGCCAAACCGGGACAAAUUGCUCAUCAUGCACGAAGCGUAUAAGCGCAAGCGCAUUGGCUUGGACAUCCGGCGGGAGCGACGCCGCGGCAUUGCAAGAAUGUCAACCGCGCCAUUGCCGUUGUUCUUGCAACCGCAGUACACGUGCCCGGCACGCCUGGAGAAUGAACUGAACUAUGGGUGUCUGGGCACUAGACCGCCCAUGCCGGACGAGGAACAGCUCGGCCAAAACUAUGACGAUCUGUUGGCGCUGUUUUAUUGUUGCACAGCGCUGGCGCGCAAUGACCGUCCGUCUGUUCGCCGACUCCUUUCGGUCUGGAACAGCGUUUUCACAGACAAAAAAUAG